AAAAAGGCAGCCCUGCCUUCGCCUUUGUUGGUUUUUGGGGCCUGUGUUUGUGUAUGAUUUUUUGCUGUGAAAAAUGAAGUGAAUUUGUAAGAGCUGCAAAGUGAAUCGCCAAUGCAACAAUAAUAACAAGGAGUAAUAAAAAUAAUAAUAAUAAUAAUAAUGCAAACCGACAAAUUUUGGAGUGCCAGCCUUGGAGGAUUUUCUUUAUUUAUGAAAACAAUAAACGCAACAAGCGAGGGUACGCAUUAACCGGACCCCAAAAUCCCAAAAUCUGAACCCAAAUCUGGAUUGCCGGGCCAGGUUGGGUUUCCUGGCACGCAUAUAAUUUGCAUGUGGAUAUCGGGGCGAUCUUUAUGAACGGAGAAGCUGCGGCAAUGGCUGCUUAUGUAAUCUGGAAAAUAUUCAUGAAGCAAUAUGCUCGCCUCCGCUACGGAACCCAGGGUCCCCCCGGUCCGACACUGAUCUGGCAUUCGUAUGCGGCCAUUCAGUCAGAGACGGAGACUGAGGAUGUGGAGGCUGACACGAACAUCGAGGCAGGGCGAGCAGAAGCAGAAGCAGCUGUUUCGAUUUCUGUUUCUGGUUCAGGAGCAGGAGCCGCAGUCGGAAUUGGAAUUGGAAUUCCAGAGAGCAGCGAAUUAGCUGAGAUCUCGAUACUGAAUGACACGCAAAUCGAUGUUCCCCCAGGGGCAGGCGUUGGAGGAGGGAUCCUAGAGUCGCCACAGCUCUUGACCAACGGCAGGGACAUGAAAGGAGCCAGAGCUGCGCCCAUAGCCCGCAAUGAAGAGGUCGACGAGGUGGAUGUCGAGGUGGCAGACCAAGAGGCGGACCCGGAGGUGGCCGAGGUGGAGCAGCUGUCCGCGAAUGCUAAUUAUGUGUGCUGUCGAUUCCCAACAACAACAACUGCAACCGCGACUUCUGCAACAUCGGCAACAGCAACUUUGAACCGCAGCAAGUCGCGGGUUCGCAGCUAUCUCAAAAAGUGCAGGCAACGUUUAACGGGUCAGCAGCCCAAGACAAGCUCCGCCACCACCACUACUACCACUACCAUCAUCCUGGUCAGAAAUGAGCCAGCCACAGCGACCAUUGAGGAGAGGGAAUCCGAAGAGGAGGAUGAGGACGUGGAGAGCCUGGGGGAGGACGACGAGGAGACGGAGGGCAGCGCCAGUGCCUAUACGGAUGCCCUGCCCAUCGACUGCCGCCUGAGUGCCAAUGUUGAGGAUCCGGACCAGCAGGCGGUCGUCGAGCUGGAGCCUGAGGAGGAAGUCCCAGUGGAAGCCGAGACCCAAGUCAGCGAACUCCCGAGCUCCAGCUGUGGUCCCUGCUCCUCCACCAGCCCUGAUCCAGUCGCAGUUCCUCGUCAGCAGUCCGUCGACAUGGAAGUGGAUGCGGACACGGACGACAUGCUGGCCCGGCUGAUUGACAGCCAUCUGUCGCACAUUUAUCCCGUCUACUGGGCACGCACGCGUGCGAUUUUAAUCCAGCAGGCACGUGAGCGACUCGUGUGCGGAUUCGACGGCUGUUUGCUCCGCUUCGAGCAGGGAUUCUUAUGCAAAUUUGCACAAAUUGCCGCCGCACUCCGAUCGGCUCAUCAAAUCGGCGAGUCCUGGUUAUGGCAUCCCGGCUGGCCCCUGGCAACCCCCAAUGGAGCGCUUGUACUGCAGCUGAGCGACUCUGAGAUCGCGCACGCACUUCGUCCGGCGGAGCUCUACCUCUGCAUCAAAUUGGAAACCUCGACUAAAACCGAAGCGGAAACCAUACCGCGACUCUAUGCCGUUUGGCGUUCAACACGGCCCCAGGAGACCGUCCAGAGUCAGUGCAUCGACCACGAGAAUCCCCGGCAGCUGCCACUGAGCGUGCUCCAGCUGGAAAUGACCACGGCGGCGGCGGCAAUUAUGGCGGCAGAUGGCGGCGAGUUGCCCCAACUGUUGCAGAAUCUGCUGGUGAGCGUGGAGCGCAGCAUUGAGCGUGUUUCGUUGAACGAGCUCCAGAUGCAGUUGCAUCCCGGCCAGGGAGAAGAUCUGCUCGAUGAGGCCAACAACAAUAAUAACAAUAAUAGCUGCAUAGGCCUUGGCAUUGCUAGUGGGAUUAACAAUAGCAGCAAUAAUAGCAACAGCAACAGCCUGGUGGGAUCACCAAAGUGUGGAUUGCGUCGCAGCGACUUGAUUACCAAAAACAAACUGUUCAACAACCGUUACAUGCUCCGGCGACUGACCAAUCGGCAGGACAGCAUGAACUCGACCUCGUCGGGCAACAGCAAUGUGAGCGACAGGAGCAGCAGCUCGAGUUCCAGUGGCGGCGAGGAGCUCCUUACCAACAGCAUCGAGGCCAAAAAGCGUAGCAGCCACGGCAGCAACAGCACCAACAACAAUAAUAACAACAAUGAAGCUUGUGGCACGUCCACAUCCCCCGCCCUGCCCCUCUUCUGUCUGGGCAACUCAUUUCCGCACAUCGACAGCGACGAGGAGCCAUGCGACAGCGGCAGCAUGGAGAAGCACCAAAGUCUGGAAACCUGCGAGACAGAGCUCCUCCUGCCCAGCUCGAUCGGUGAGCUGCCCGAGAAAUUGCUGACCAGUGGCGUCUACCUACCAGGCACACGCACCCUCCAAGGCGACCCACUUGUGACUGUGGAUGCUGCCUGUGUGGCGUCCGCCGGCCUCAAUUGCUACGAACUGGCCACUCUGCUCCUCUGCUACAGCACAAUUCCCGAUCGCAGCUCCUGUCCCACCCCGACAACACCCGGAACGACAGCAACAAUCAAUGGCCAUAAAAGUGCAGAGCAGCAGCAGCAACAGCAACAGCAGCAACUGCAACACCAACAGCAUCACCUACAGCAGCAACAUCAGCAACAGCAAAAGCAACAGCCACAUCCCGCCCAACAGACAUUUACCAUUUUAAUUGCCAUCGAGAAGUCGCAGCACUUAUGCGUAAUCGACUUAAUUUGCCAAAGUCUCAGACUCUUGGCCAAACAAAUUGGUAAUUGUGAAAUUUUGGCCGUUUGCGCCGAAGCGAGUCUGCUGCAAUUGUGCAACGAGCAGCAGCAACAGAAGCUGAAGAACAAUAACAGUGAUCGGCCGGAGCCCGCGUCGCCCUCGUCGCCAUCGCCCCCAUCGUCCCCAUCGCUGCCAUCGGCGUCAUCGCCAUCGCCAUCGCAUUUGGUUAAAUUCAUUAGCGUGGACCAAGUCACGACAAGUGUUGCGCCAUCGCAGCUCCCCACCGGACUGCUGCCUUCGGUGCCCGCCCUCUCGGAGCUGCCCGGCCAACGGCAUCACGACGCGGGCAAGUGGCGGGAGUUUUUCGCCCAGCUGGAGGCCUUCCAGCGCCAGUGCUCGGCGGCCGGGGGCCGUCUGGUGGCUGCCCUCAGCGACAUCCGGGCCGCCGAUCUACAGGGAUUGCCCACGAGGCGUCAACUUUACGGCCAGCACCGUGCCCUCAGUCGUGCCCUGAUGGACUCCCAGCUCCACAGCCUGCGCAAGAUGGGGGCGGGUCAACUGUUCCUCCUGCAGGAGCUGGCGCGCGGCAUAACCACUGCUUCUGGUAGUCCCAGCAGCCCCAGGAUAUCCUCGCCAGCGUCAUCUCCGUCAGCCACUCCUUUGGUGGUCCUGAACCCAGAUGCCGCCCACAAGCUACGCAAGGUGACCCUCCUCUUCAACGAAGUGGACCGGGCUGCCCAGCGACUAGAGCAGCUCACGGAGCAGCGACGGGAAAGACUCCGGCAACUGACCAGACAGCGAGCUUUGGAGGAUGAGAUCAGUGAGGUCACCUCUUGGCUGGGCAGCGACGGAGCUGAAAAUCUGCAAAAGUUUUCUCAACUGCACUGGGACGACGAGUCCCAGCUGAGGGCCCAAGAGCAGGAGUUUGAAAAGUACUACUUCAUUGCAAUGAAACAUUUGGCCAAAGGACGAGAUCUGCAUGCGGCAGCCUUGAAGGUUUCCGUUCUGAGCGAGAGUGCCAACAACCUGAAGGCAGCCCUGGAUCAGUUCGGCCACAAGCUGGAACUGGCCCACGAACGCUUCGAGUCCGUCGGGCACCUCCUGCACCUGCUCACCCAGCACCAACGGGAAAGCGCCGGGCGAGAGGAGCUGCAGCGCCUGGCGGAGCAGCUGGGUGCCACAGCGCUCCUGGAGAAGCACUGGCCGGCGAUGCGGAAGAGCCACUCCCUGCCGGCAGCCAGCAGCACUCCUGCCACCUCCAGUGGCAAGCGUGUGAGCUACCGCUGCAGUUCCGGCAGCUCUGGCUCCUUUGAGGGCGGCCCCUCCGGUGGCAGUUGCAGCUGCUGGCGCGAAAGCCGCAACCUGGAGGACAUGGACGAGCCCGAGGAGGAGGAAGAGGAGCAGGACUGCGAUGGCGGCGACGGGGAGGAGCAGCAGUCCAAGAUUGCCGACUCCGGCGUAGGCGUCUGCGAUAACUGCGAACGUAAUCCCAAGCUGGCCAGGAUCUGCUCCUGCCAGAGUCUUAAUGAGAAGAAUCACGAUGAACUUAUGGAGGAUGAGUGCUUCGGAGAUCGACCAUCGAAGCGGUACAUAGACAUGCACUCGCCCAUGGAGGCGAAUGCCCACUUGCAGUGCCAUGGUUCCAGUCUAGAGCUGCCCAAGCUGGAGGAGUUGAGCUGCCUGGAACCGAAAAUACAAAAAACGCUUCUAUUGAUCAUGCGCGAGAUGAUUGGUACCGAACGCGACUAUGUGCGCUCUCUCUACUACGUCAUCGAGAACUACAUCGAUGAGCUGCUCCGGGAGGACAUCCCGCAACCGUUGAGAGGUCAGCGCAAUGUGAUCUUCGGCAACAUCGAGAAGAUCUUCGAGUUCCACAACUCACAUUUCCUGGGCGAGCUGGAGCGGUACGAGCGGAAUCCCCUGAAAGUGGGUGCCGCCUUCCUCGAGAUGGAAUCCAAGUUCUACCUGUAUGCGUUGUACAACAAGAACAAGCCAAAAAGCGAUACUCUGCUUAGCGAGUACGGCAGCUCCUUCUUCAAGCCCAAGCAACUCCAGCUGCAGGAUAAGCUCGAUCUGGCAUCAUACCUCCUUAAGCCGGUCCAAAGAAUGGGAAAGUAUGCUUUGCUCCUCCAGCAGCUGGUCAAAGCCUGCCGGAGUGUAGAGGGGCCUGCUCUUCAGGAGAUUGCCGCGGAUGUGGAGGAACUGCAGCGGGCAGAGGAGAUGGUCAAGUUCCAGCUGCGUCAUGGCAAUGAUCUUCUGGCCAUGGACUCCCUUCGAGAUUGCGACGUAAAUGUCAAGGAGCAAGGACGUCUGCUGCGCCAGAAUGAGUUCCUUGUGUGGCAAGGACGCGGCGGCAAGAAGACCCUGCGUCAGGUGUUCCUCUUCGAGGAGCUGGUGCUCUUCAGCAAGGCUCGACGCUUUCCCGAUCACAAGAAUCUGGAUAUAUACAUUUACAAAAACAGCAUAAAGACCUCAGACAUUGGACUCACUGCCCACACUGGCGAUUCGGCCACCAAAUUCGAGAUCUGGUUCCGGAAACGCAAGCCGGAUGAUACCUGGAUGCUGCAGUGCAUGUCGGAGGAUAUCAAGAAUGCCUGGACCGAGGAGAUCUCCAAACUGCUUUGGAAGCAGGCGAAAAGAAACAGAGAAAUUCGUCUGGCGGAGAUGUCAUCGAUGGGCAUUGGCAGCAAACCCUGCCUGGAUAUUCGACCCAGCAACAAUCAGAUCAGCGAUCGCUCCAUUCCCUUGGCCCAGCUGAACAAGACUCCCAAGCUGCGUCACUCGGAGCCCGGAAAGGGCAGCAUGCGUCGCCCCAAUUCGCUGAUCUCGGAGAGUUCUCUGUCAAGUGGCACCAGCACAACCAGCGGCUCGUCAAUCAGUGGUGGCUCAUCGUCCGGUCACCAUGACGGUGGUGGGGGACGGCACAGUCUACACUUUGGUAAGCUGCCCGGACCCCAUAGCACUGGAUCAACCACAUGCAGCGCCACCUUGGAACUAAUCAACGAAACGCAGACCCUUAAGCUAGGGAAGUCGCAGAGUGGCGCCAGUGGCAGCACCAAGGGAUCGGAGCCAGGCGGCAGUGAGGGCGGAAGCGGGCAAGGACUCGGAGGCAGCAAACGACACCACAAACGAUCGACCACAAUUGUCAGCCAGCUGUCCAUGGAAAGCGGCAUAGUCUCGGAUAUCUGUGUCACUCCGGAUCAGGAGCAGUCGGCGGCGGAGAGCAGCCGUAGCAGCUGGUCCACGUCCACAACAUCAGCAUCGGCGACUUCAACGACCAGUGCCUCCACGGUGAUCCUGCGACGAUAUCGAUCCUACGCCCAUGCGGCGGAAUCCGCAAAUCCGGACGGCAGCGGCAAAUAGAGGAGCUGCUCCUAGAAUUUAUAUAGCGAACAAUUUAUAGCUUUAGCAAACGGUUUCAUCUUCGGUAUCAUAACGAUGAAUCGCUAAUUUUAUUUCAUUAUUUUUGUUAUUUAUUAUUUAUUACACUUUAGUUUCGUUAAUUUUUUGUCACAUUCUCCGUAUUUGAUUUGGAAAAUCGAUUGAAAUUAUUGAAUUCAGCGUGUCAAUGUCGAAGCAUAUUUCACAUAUAUGUAUUCUAUGUAUGUAGAUCUUAAAUCCCACAAUCGAACCAGUGCACACGAAAACCACAUGAAACAUUAAUCAUGGAUAAUACGAAAGGGGGCGGAUAGGAUGUGCCUCACGCCCACGUAUCUGAAUCGAAGAUCAUUACGUACAGCUAGAUGAUAUGUAAACUAAGUGCCUACAUUUAAAUAUAAUACAUAAAUCUAUAUUUAAACAAAUAAAUGUAUCGUAAAUAGUUAUAAGCAAAAACUUAAAUUCAAUAAAUUUUGCUUCAAUGUCAAAA
Drosophila ananassae is the source of this 6798-nucleotide messenger RNA. RefSeq names its product triple functional domain protein. Lineage: Eukaryota; Metazoa; Arthropoda; Insecta; Diptera; Drosophilidae. Gene Ontology annotation, molecular function: guanyl-nucleotide exchange factor activity. The transcript is spliced from 17 exons. The coding region runs from base 354 to 6293 and encodes 1979 amino acids. The record is from RefSeq and is a predicted model, not a curated record.